Molecule: messenger RNA, 1484 nt
Organism: Drosophila obscura
Lineage: Eukaryota; Metazoa; Arthropoda; Insecta; Diptera; Drosophilidae
Gene: fy
Product: protein fuzzy homolog
Exons: 3
Coding region: 80-1333 (417 amino acids)
Biological process (GO): vesicle-mediated transport; non-motile cilium assembly
Source: RefSeq, a predicted model, not a curated record
GGUCACACUGAGGUUUGUGUGCGUGUGUGUGGCAGAAUUUUAAUUUUUUUUGUUGUUUUUUGUUGUUUGGGUGCUUAAAAUGUCCAUUUAUUUGUUGUGUUUAACCACAAACGGUGGCUUGCCAGUGUUUACACGCAAAAAGGGAGAAUGUGACAAUCUGCCGUUUUCAACUGUUGCUUCGCUCAACGGGUUUCAUAUGUUCUUUAAAUCGCUCGGCAUUCAAUUGGAAGCAACUACAACCAGUAAACAACCGCUUCAGGGUCAGGGUUUGGUUCCCGCCGAUCCGGAAGAGUGGACCUACAUUUGGCGGGACCGCAAUGCGGUCACAUUGAUUGUGUGCAGCAGCGGAGUGGGUUCGGAGCAGCUCCUGCAGUCGCUGGCCGACCUGGUUUUUGGCGCCAUUGCAAUGUUCAUCACGCGCGCAUCUGAGAUGGCGCACGCAACGCUGCUGGAGCGCCUCAAGAAGGAUGCCAAAAAGUAUGUGCCCAUUGUGGAUGCCAUACUGGAGGCAGCCUGUGCUGGCACGCAACUGCUGGGCUACACCGACUGUGUGCUGGCGUCGGAUAAUGGGCAGCUGCUGCAGUGCCUCAACGAGUUUAGCGGACACUGCGGCUCCUUGUUUUGCUGUCUUGUGGUGGGACAUCGCAUUGCCGUGGCCACCGAGGGCUGGUGGGAUUUGGAUACCAUAGACAGAGAACUCUUGCUCUUCCUGCUGAACUCUUCCAGCACCCUGCAGCAUGAUGUGCCUGUCUACUUGCCCGUAAAGAGUCCAAACAUUGCCUACCGCUUUGUCAGCAUACCCGUGGCUGCGAACAGUGCUCUCUGUGUACUUUGUGGUGCGGAGAAUGCAUCCUUCAGGGAGCUGCACAUGCACGCCAUGAAUGCCUAUCGAAACGAGGGCAAUGUGCUGGCAGCCGCCGAGCGCUGUGUGCCCCGCAGCAUACCUGAGCAUCUGGAUAUUGAUGGCAAUGUGUUGGCCAUUAUCCUAAUCAAUAGGCAUUCCCGCAAGAGCCUCUUCACCCGGAAUCUCCACCAGUCGGCCAGUGCCAAGCGCAUUAUUGUGGGCGAUCUGCAGCGACUGGACAUGCUCAAGAAGUUCUUUGACCAAACAAUGGAGACAAUCCAGCAAUUCGAGGCUAAGCCAUCGUCCAACAAAACAGUGCUGAUGGAUCAGUACAGCUGCUCGGACUAUCACAAGUGUUAUGCCUAUGCGGAUGAGCAGAGCAAUGUCAUUUUUCUCUUAUUUGUGGCUGCUGUGCCCACGCAUGCAAUGAGAUUCCUUGCACAGCGGGUCCAUGCAAGCAUUUUGCAGGAAAAGUCUGUGUGCUGGUAAAUUUUUAUUCUCAUUCUCAUUCUUACAAGACUGAUAUUUUGCUACAACUAUACACUAGCUUAUAAGUUAAAUGCAUCCAAUGCAAAUGCCCCUUUUCUUUUCUAUAAUAUAACAAUAUUGUGUGGCUGGCAAUACACCAUUUGUCCGUUUC